GAGUGUGAUCAAGGUCCAUAUUGAUGAUGUGUCGUCUGACGACAACGGACAGGACCUAAGUACUUACAGUUUUGCAACUGAUGGCUUCCAUGCAGCGGCGACCAGCGCGAGUCUAUGCCUGGCGACGGGUGUCCGCGGAGGGGUGGACUGGAUGAGGAAACUAGCCUUCCGCUACAGAAGAGUCAAAGAGAUGUAUAGCACAUACAAAAACAAUGUGGGGGGCCUGUUGGGUCCUGCUAAGAGGGACGCGUGGUUACAGCUAAGAGCGGAAGUGGAGGCUUUAACAGACUCCUGGCUCACCAACGCACUCAAGUCCCUGUCAAUCAUCAGCUCCAGGAGUAACUGCGUGAAUGUGUUGGUAACAACAACCCAGCUGAUACCAGCAGUGGCUAAAGUUCUGUUGUAAGUUAGGAUCUGCCUUCCUUUGAAGAACAUAUACAGCAAAGAGAGCUGUUUUGAGAGAAUAGUGUCCCGCUUCGGCACUAACAUUACCUAUGUCGUGGUUGGCGACGGGCGGGACGAGGAGCGCGGCAGCCAGGGCUUCGGAGUGGUGGACAAGCCUGCCUUUCUGCAGUAG
Messenger RNA from Salvelinus sp. IW2-2015, 577 nucleotides. Lineage: Eukaryota; Metazoa; Chordata; Actinopteri; Salmoniformes; Salmonidae. The record is from RefSeq and is a predicted model, not a curated record.